CAUAACUCCGGCAGUACACGUCACUCGAAACUUCAAUGCCUGAAGAUGCGUUGCUGCUCUUCAAACUCUGAGUCUGCACUGAAAAUCAUUGUGAUUCUUGUGGACGUGAUGUCAACAACUUUGGGACAGAAUUCGCCACCAUGCCCUCCAGACCAGUAUUAUAACAUUAAUGCACAAGACCACAGUUCUUGUAAACCGUGUACCCAUUGCCCUCCCGGGUCAGAGGUAACCUCUCCGUGCACGAACCAAUCGGAUACGGUUUGCAAGUCAUGUGACUAUGGAACAUAUUCAAGCGGGGGAUUCAAGUGCCAGAAGUGCUCUCGUUGCCGACCUGGAACCUUUGUGUCGCGCCACUGUACUUUGACCUCUGACACGCAGUGCGAACCGUGUGCAAAAUACAUGUAUUCAUCUGAUUGGUCGGCUGGAUUCUGCAUACCGUGCAGUAGAUGUGGGAAGGCGGUGACGGUAGAGAGAAACUGUAGCAACACCCAUGACUACAAGUGUGGAGAUUGUAUCGAAGGGUACUACCGCCACCCGAAUCUGCCGAGCACGUGCAUCAAGUGCUCCUACUGCUACCCCGACCACCCGGGGGUCACUGUGAUGGUGGACGAGUGUCUCACCAAGAGCAAGGACCCGGAGAUGAUGUGUAUGCCAGUCUUAGGAGGACCUCUGCCCAAGAGGACAUCUUCGGGUUCUUCAGGAUCUACGACCCCUACAGGAUCUACGACCCCUACAGGAUCAUCCUCCACACAUUCAACCAGCACCCCAAGUCCCUCACCCCAAGGCUGGGAGGACCCACUGACGUUAUGCAUAAUAACAGGAACCUUUGUCCUCCUCGUCAUAAUCAUCUCAACCAUUGUCUUUAUUAUAUACUGUAAGCAUGGAAAGGACAAUAGAAUGACCAUAGUUACAUUAUUAUACUGCAAGUGCACCAAGAAGAGAAGACAAAACAGAACAACAAAGAUGGCCUCGGGGUUGUCACUGUUAAAAGGCAAAGAAUCGGAACAAUCUGCUAGCAUGAUGGCAGAAGUUGGUCUACUUCACUGACUCGAGUUCCUUGUCCUAAGAAAGAGAUGGAGAUUAGUCGGAACAUUUUGCUGACGUUACAAGACAAAAAUGGCACCUUCUGCUGGUGAGACAUGAUGGCCGGUCCUCUGCAUUGACUGGGGUGACACCAUUCGUAACCACUCGCCCCCUUCCGUAACCUCCCGGGAAUAACACGAGAUGGUCACGAAUGGGGUGACACAUCUCGGAAAAAGAGAUGGCGAUUCAGGGCGUGGAAUAUGAUGUAGGCGGGAGUCUCGUGACAAGACAUGGUCAAGGGUCAGUGGACCAAGUGUUUGAAGGUGAUGUUCCUUCUUGCCAUUCUACACUGGGUCACUCCGCUCCUGGGACAGGUUCAGUUUAUCUCCUUUUAUGAACCGGAAUCUCUAAGUUUGUGCAAUAUCACUGAGAAGGGACAAAUCCAAAGCGGUUGAUGAUCUUCUCACUGGCUUACUGGAUAUUCUCUGCUUCAUCGCUUACAAUAGAGGGAGGUAACAAGAACAGCCUUGAUGACCACCCACACUGACUCCAGGUUAAAUGAAACAGUUUUUCGAUGUUUGAAAGAGGGGUAAAUUGCAUCAAUAACAAUUAACGGUAGUUUAUUUACACUUCAAAUAUCAAACUCAAUGAUAAAAAGACAAAAAGGCUUUCUCGCGUGAGUGAGAAUCUCUGAGCUGAUAUUCUACCCAAGUUUAAUAUGUUAAAUGUGUUCCACCAUACGUUGUGUUUCUGAACAAAAAAAUACACCAGCCAUAUCUGAACAGUAAAGACCAGGGGGAUCUGUUUAUCACCGUUGACGUCGUCAUGUACGGGUGGAGCACACCUAACGUUCAACUGACGUUUUAAACUUGUUUUGGUUCAUUUAAGAUCAAAAACAAUUUUCCAGUAUAUUUUCUUAAAUAUUUUAUUUUUUACUUCGGUAUUUAUUUACCGACUAAUGACAUGCAUUCUGUUGUAAUGUAACAAAAUAUAUAAGAACCCUUUCUGUCAAUAAAAAAAAGUUUUAAAGUU
Haliotis rubra (blacklip abalone) is the source of this 2055-nucleotide messenger RNA. Its product is annotated as tumor necrosis factor receptor superfamily member 11A-like. Bases 46 to 1047 code for a protein of 333 amino acids. The record is from RefSeq and is a predicted model, not a curated record. Gene Ontology annotation, biological process: positive regulation of JNK cascade; positive regulation of canonical NF-kappaB signal transduction. Gene Ontology annotation, molecular function: protein binding; signaling receptor activity. The transcript has 4 exons. Lineage: Eukaryota; Metazoa; Mollusca; Gastropoda; Lepetellida; Haliotidae.